CGUCUCUUCAUUUCAUGUUAUACACUCUCAGAGAACAAGCCGUCAUAAACAUUAAGUCCGAAAACCAAGAAUUGUUUAAUCUCUUGGUAAUUUCUUUCUAAUGGAUGUGUUGUGAAUUUUUUUUUCUCUGUUGUGAAUCUGUGUUUAUCAAAACAUGUUAUCAAAACGUAUAAAAAAGUGGCCAGUUGUAUAGAGCUCGCGACCGAGUAGAACGAGUAAGACGCAUUAAUGGUGACCAAUACAAUCAACUACUGCAUACAACUACAGCUAGACCAUCUGAAGAUAAAGUUCAUAGAGUGUCGGUGCGUGUUGCUGAUCGAUCUGUUUAAGACAACACCCUUACAUAUGAUAAUGUGUCCGACGCUAUUUGUGAAAGUACUGGAAGAAAACAUGACAGCAAUAUUUCAGAAUCUAAUACUUCUUCGAACAACAAUGAUGAUAUGUUCAGUGAUGUAGAAAGCAUGUCUGAUGAUGAAACAGGAUUGGAUACACAUUCUGAUGACGAUGCAAUGUUGGAUGAGCCUGAUUUUGAUAAAAUGGACACGAGUGAUUGUUUGAAAUAUUGGGCAUUGAGCACCAAACAAACCCAUUAUUCAAUGAAUAUGCUGUUAAAAAUAUUGAGGAAAAAAAUGAACAUGUGUCUACCAAAGGAUGCUAGAACUUUCCUGAAAACAAAUAGAAAUGGACCAGAAAUAUCAAAAAUUGGAGAUGGUCUGUUUUGGUAUCGCGGUGUUAAAGAGGGCCUCACCAAGCAUUUGCGUUUUGUUAAGGUGCCAAGCACUCUUUCGCUGAACAUCUUUAUAGAUGGACUACCACUAAGUAAAAGCAGUCCAACGCAGUUCUGGCCAAUAUUGGCAAAUAUUUAUGAAAUGCCUAAACUAUUGCCAUUUACUAUAGCAAUUUAUGCCGGAAGAUCAAAGCCAAAUGAUCUGGAAAAAUAUCUGAAGCAAUUAGUGUCAGAAUUAAAUACCCUUAUUGAUGGAGGAACAAUUAUUAACCAGACAAAAAUAGCAAUUCGAGUGCGAGCCGUCAUAGCAGAUACUCCUGCUAGAUCGUUUAUCAAAGGUGUAGCGAAUUUUAAUUCUGCCGAUGGAUGUCUCAAAUGCACAUGCCUAGCAGAAUUUAAUGAGGAUAGUAGGUGCAUGGUUUAUAAAGGAGUUAAAGCCCCUCCAAGAACUGAAAAAGGUUUUAGAGGUGAAGAAUAUGGAAACCAUCACAAAUGUAGGUCACCAUUCAUUGAUUUGAAAAAAUUUGACAUUGUUAAAGGCAUACCAGUAGCAGAUAUUCUUCACUUAAUACAUUAUGGUAUGAUGCGCCGUUUUGUUUUAGGAUGGAGGGAUGGAAAAUUAGGGAUGAAAACAAAGUGGUCAGCCCAACUUGCGGAAGAAAUAUCUUCUUUGCUAGUCAAAAUCCGACUUCCAGUAGAAAUACAUAGGUCAUUUCGUGGAGUUGAUAUGGCGCGUUUUUGGAAAGCAACGGAGUAUGGAAGUUUCCUCAAUUAUGCCAGCAUUGUAAUUUUGAAAGAUCGAAUGUCUGAAAUGUAUUUCGAACAUUUCAAACUGUUUUUUUGUGCGAUUACAUUGAUGUCGUCACAGGCAUAUAUAAAUAAUUGGAAAAUGGCAGGAGAAAUGCUAAAUAGAUUUGUAAUCGAUUUCGAAGUUCUUUACGGGGAAAGAUAUUUAACAAGUAAUAUUCACAAUUUGCAACAUAUAUGCGAGGAGGUUUUGAAGUUUGGUCCGUUGUAUUCCUUUUCUACAUAUCCGUUUGAAAAUCAUCUUCAGAUGUUAAAAGCUUUAUUGAGGUCAGGUUACAAUGAAAUUCAACAAGUUUUCAAAGGGUUAUCAGAGUUAGAGGAUUUUCAUAUACCAACUUUUUUUGUUUCGAAAAAAGUGUCUAAGCCAAGCAUAUUUGUGCAGAAGAAUGGAAAGGUAGUUUUAAAAUUACUAGAUUACAUAUUACGUAACGAUGAAUGCAACUCAUGGUUUUUAACGAAAGAAAAUUGUAUUGCAAAAUUUUCAAACGCAGCACAACUUGGAAAUUCGAUUCAAGUAUGCGGAAGAAUGCUCAACAACAAGUCCGAUUUUUUCAGAUCACCAUUUCCAUCAAGUGUUUUAAAUAUUUACAAGGGAUUCUCAAAUGAUUUAUCGUUGAAUGAUAUCCAGUUGAGUGUGAGUGACAUAAAAUGCAAGCUUGUUGCAGUAAAUUUAAAUCCACUUUCGGAAACAGUUUUUAUUCCAUUGAUUCAUUCUCUUAGCAUUUCUUAACUUCAAAAACUCUCAUUCUUUGAAUAUAUCAUAAUUGAUUCUUUAAAUUCUUUGAAAAAUCACUGCCAGAAAUAAACAUAACUUCGAUUGAGUGUAAGAGUUGUUAAGUAUGUUGCGUUAAUCAGUAUGAACGCAGUAUGCAGUAUAGAGGGAAUCCAAGCAAUAUUAACGGUUUUUUUUUAAUUUUUUUCAGUCUGCAUCUUAUGGUUGGUAGGUUUACGCACUCCUUGAAUAUUCAAUCGUUGUUUUGCUUGCUUCAAUUUACGUUGAACAAAUUUUGAUAGCAUAUUAUCGCUAACCUUAUGAAAUUUAAUGCUUCCAAUAGUCUGAAACAAAUUCAUCAGAUUUCUCAACAGUCUAAUUUCAAACUUAGUGCAACCUUUCCCUAUACCUGUCCAACUACAUUCUACCAAUAGUGUUUUUUUUUCAAAAAUUAAAUCAAGGGCUUCCAGCAACCUAUUUUCCGCAUCCGUAUCUAUGAUUUUAGAUUUCAGCCAAUCCAACACCUGUUGAAAAUAAUCUUUUUCUCCUAAUCUUUCAUCGCACUGCAUUCGAUCUUUCUUAUUAGUUAGACGAUUGAAUUCAAAUUCUAAUAUAUUACUUCCGUUUACUUCCACAGCUUGGGCUGUUGUGUUAAGCAGCAUUUCAUUU
Molecule: messenger RNA, 2915 nt
Organism: Anopheles merus
Lineage: Eukaryota; Metazoa; Arthropoda; Insecta; Diptera; Culicidae
Exons: 4
Coding region: 441-2264 (607 amino acids)
Source: RefSeq, a predicted model, not a curated record